UUAUCGUGCUUAAUAUAGUUUUCACGCAAAUCUCUAUUGAAAAUUACCAAUAGGACAGCUGUUGCAGAGGGACUUCGCAUGAUCUUCGAACUUCCACUUCGUCACUGUUUCUAUAGUAACUUGGCAGAUUGGUCCAAAAUUGCAUGCGGCUCUAACUUUCAAUUUUAACCGAAACAAAUGCAAUAUGAACUCUUUAUACUCUUAUAUACAUUUCUUACGAGAAUUAACAAAAUUAUUAAUGAAAUACAACUAUAAUUACGUACUCUUUUAUACAUUUGUACAGUACGCGCUUUUUCGAUUAAAAACAUUAACUGAUACAAAAUAUAACUGGAUUAUUUUGUCUGAUCUUAUUCUAAAGAAUUUAAUAGAACAAUUUUAUAAUAAAAAGAAUUAUUAUAUAGACUGUAAUUCUUGCUUAUUGGCAAACAUAAAAUAUGUUAGAAAUACUACACCAACUUGGUUUUAUAUAUGUUCUACAGUAUCUAUAAAAAAAUAUAAAGUUUUAGUUGUACCUUUAAAUAACACUGAUGAAAUUGAAAUAUUUACAUCAAAUAUUAUGAAAUAUAAUAUAGAAAAUGCAUUGCAUUGCACUAUUGAUAAAUGUUUUUUAUUGCCAACAAAAGAUGACACUAUUAACUUUGCUAGAGAAGCCAAAAUUUCUAUGAUUUCUAAUCAAUAUGAAAUCACAGAUAAUUUAAUAAGUACUUUAUUAGAAAAUUAUUUCUCUGAACCUAGAUUUUUAAGAAAAAAUGAUUUAUUUGGCAUUAAUAUAAAGGAAUAUAUAAUGGAACACAUGUAUUUGCAUACCAAUCCUUUACUGUCUGUGAUAUAUUUUAAAGUUAAUUCUAUCAUCAAUGAUAAUAGAGAUUUUACAGAUAGUGAUACUUCUUAUAUUUUAUAUGGAGAAACCACGCUCAUUCAGGAACCGGAUAUACAUAGUUAUCUACCUCAAAAACAUUUUAUUUACAAUCAAACCAAACAGAAGUAUGUAAACUCGUAUCCAUCAAGUUUAGCAGCACCUCUGGAACAAUUAGAGCGUUGCAUUUUGCCAUUUAUUAAGCAUGAUAUACAAUUAUCAAUAAAGCCAAUAUUUCUUAUUAAGGGUGCACAGGGUUCAAAUAAACAUAAACUAGUCCAAAUAUUGGCUGAAAAAAUAGGUUUAAACUUUCUUAAUACAGAUUUUGCUGAAGUUCAAGCUUUAAUAUCAGCACAGACAGAGGCUAAAUUACGUAUUGUACUGCGUAAUGCUGAACAAUCUGUACCAUGUAUUCUGUGCUUAAAUAAUAUAGAGGUAUUUGGAAGAAAUUCUGAAGGUCAAAAGGAUGAGAGAGUGAUAUCAGCCUUUUCCAACGAAAUAAAUUCAUUAUAUAAUAAACAUUUAAAAUAUCCAAUUAUUAUAGUAGCUACUACAAAUGAGUCUGAUAUACCAGCUGAGCUAAACAGAAUUUUUAUCGAAACGAUUCACGUGGAACAUCUAGAUCAGAAUGAAAGAACGAAUUUAGUUUCGUGGUUACUCAUGAAACGAAAUCUCAAUCAUCAGGUCAAUUUAUCAAAAAUUUCUGGGAUAUGUUCGGACUUUCGAUAUUCAGACUUAUCGACAUUAAUACUCAAUGCCGUAAAGUUUCACUGCAGAGAUAGUACUAAGAAUUUAAAACCAUUAACACUUUUACAAGAAGAUUUUGAUAAAGCUUAUGAAUACAUGCAAUCGGUAUAUACAGAUUGUAAAGGUGCACCGCGUGUACCAAAGGUUUAUUGGGAAGACAUAGGUGGUUUAAUGAAGCUGAAACACGAAAUAAUGCGGCGAAUUCAGUUACCUUUGAUGAACACUUUAGGAUUCGGACAAUCUGGUCUUCUCUUGUAUGGACCACCAGGAACCGGAAAGACGCUUCUCGCUAAAGCUGUAGCGACAGAGUAUCAGCUUCACUUCUUAUCAAUUAAAGGUCCUGAAGUGUUGAAUAUGUAUGUCGGUCAAAGCGAGAAAAAUGUUAGGCAAGUGUUCGAGCGGGCAAGAGCAGCAGCACCUUGUAUAAUAUUCUUCGACGAAUUGGACUCGUUAGCACCCAAUCGUGGACGAAGUGGAGAUAGCGGAGGUGUAAUGGAUCGUGUGGUAUCCCAAUUACUCGCUGAAAUGGAUGGUCUUGACUGUUCCAGUAGUAUAUUCAUUAUAGGAGCCACAAACAGGCCGGAUCUGAUUGACCCAGCUCUUCUUAGACCUGGUCGAUUCGAUAAAUUAUUAUAUGUAGGGAUUCAUUCCGAUCGUGAUUCACAAUUUAAUGUGUUAAAGGCACUGACUCGUAAAUUCAAAUUCCAUGAAAAUGGAGAAGAAUUAGAAAAGUUAAUAUAUCAAUUACCUGAACACACAACUGGUGCAGAUUUGUAUUCUAUCUGUUCAAAUGCAUGGCUGAACGCUGCGCGAAGAGUUUUAAGUAAUUAUCACGAUAACUCUAACGAAAUUAAAUUGGACGAAUAUGUUGGCGUAGAAUUGGAAGACUUUUUAAAAGCUGCGCACGAACUGAUUCCUUCGGUUAGUAAGGAAGAAGCAGAAAGAUACAAAAAAAUGCAGAUAGAAUUAUCUUCUGUAUCAUGAUGUACCCAAUUGUGUUUUAAGCAUCAGGUAUUGCACCAAACGGUUCAUCUUACAUGCUAGUGCGCGAUAAAGGACGUAGCAGUAUCGAUUGAUUUUUUUCGAGAGAACGGUCUUCAAAAUGAUUGUAACACGUUAUAAUACAUACCAAUCUCAAAAUAGUAUACAAUGUAGAAAAAUAGAGUAGCUGAAUUCAUCAAGUACCUAUAUCGGACUACGAAAUUUUGUAACAGAGGCUAUUAAUUCUUUUUGCAAAUGGAAUUGAAUGAUUAUUUUACUACAUUUGUUAAUAAAGUAUGUAAAUAAACAUCUAUUUUUGUUAAAUAUAA
Bombus pyrosoma is the source of this 2913-nucleotide messenger RNA. It is a transcript of the gene Pex6, whose product is annotated as peroxisome assembly factor 2. Gene Ontology annotation, cellular component: peroxisomal membrane; cytosol. Gene Ontology annotation, biological process: protein import into peroxisome matrix. The record is from RefSeq and is a predicted model, not a curated record. The transcript has 8 exons. NCBI's taxonomy places the organism in Eukaryota, Metazoa, Arthropoda, Insecta, Hymenoptera, Apidae. The coding region runs from base 185 to 2587 and encodes 800 amino acids. Gene Ontology annotation, molecular function: ATP binding; ATP hydrolysis activity.